Messenger RNA from Python bivittatus (Burmese python), 7264 nucleotides. NCBI's taxonomy places the organism in Eukaryota, Metazoa, Chordata, Lepidosauria, Squamata, Pythonidae. The record is from RefSeq and is a predicted model, not a curated record.
AUGUUAUAUUCCCCAAAUAAUUCACAUUAUUCCAUUGCCUCAUCUUCAUUUCUGUUGAGUUUUGCUUCCUUUGCUUUCAAUAUCCCUAGGUUGCAGCACAGCCUCGCCCCCUCCGAUCGGCUCAGUGAUGAGCAUGUGCUGAUAGCAGCCUAUGUGAGCCAGCUACAAAGCAGUACACGCAGUGUCCUGGACAGUCCUAGCAGACUGGAUGAAGAGCACCGGUUAAUUGCUCGGUAUGCUGCCAGGUUAGCUGCUGAAGCUGGAAAUGUGACACGGCCACCAAUAGAUCUGGGGUUCAAUUUUGAUGCCAACAAACAGCAAAGGCAACUGAUAGCAGAGCUGGAAAACAAGAACAGAGAAAUUCUGCAAGAAAUUCAGCGCCUCAGACUGGAACAUGAACAGGCCUCCCAGCCAACACCUGAAAAAGCCCAACAGAAUCCAACUUUGCUGGCAGAAUUAAGGCUAUUGAGGCAGAGGAAAGAUGAAUUGGAACAACGAAUGUCUGCUCUUCAGGAAAGCCGAAGGGAACUGAUGGUACAGCUGGAAGGACUCAUGAAGCUGCUCAAGGAAGAAGAACAAAAACAGGCAGCUCAGGCAGCUGGUUCUCCACACACUUCCCCCACCCAUGGGGCUGGCCGCUCGAUGCCAAUGCCAGUCAGGUCCACAUCUGCUGGUUCUACCCCAACUCAUGUACCCCAAGAUUCACUUACUGGUGUUGGUGGAGAUGUCCAGGAAGCAUUUGCACAAGGAACUCGGCGGAACCUCCGUAAUGAUUUGCUGGUAGCAGCUGAUUCAAUUACCAACACGAUGUCAUAUUUGGUGAAGGAGCUUCAUUCAGGGGGAGAGGAAGGAGGCGAGGAGGAGGAAGAGGAGGACAAGAUGCAGAAUGGGAAAGACCGAGGUAACAAGGUGUGAGCUCCUAUUCUAAAGACGUCUCCUCAUCCUUCAGAAGAGGCAUGAUCCAACUGACACAUCCACCAUUGUGAAGCUGUGACUAACGCAACUAUUGCAGGGGAGCAGUCUUCUUCCAACAGACAGAGCGGCUUUCUGGGGGGGAGGGCAGGGGCAUCUCCUUAAGUUUGCAUGUCCUAUUUCUGUAGGUGUCCCAGUGCUAACUGGACAAAGCCUCAUCUCUGUUUCAAUGAGAAAGCUUUUCGAAUAAUGGCUUCUGAAAAUGCAAGCCGCCUUCCUGUAAAUUGUCCCCAUUCUCUCCCUGGGCUUCAUUGUUCACACCUUACCAUGCACUGGCAGUUCCAUUUGUGAUCUUCAGUCCCUCAUGAGCAGACUUGCAACUGGCUGAGUUUCUUCACUAAGUAACAGAGAUGAAUGCAGGCUGUGGACUGAUGUGACAGCAGCCUCUCUUGCCUUUUCAGAAUGCUGCUUUUGUCUAUGAAUGGCAGGUUGCUUGGGUUGUUUGUGAAUGCAUGUCACACAGUGCAGGUGAGAAGUAAGGUGUGUGAGACAGUGGUGGUGCUGCCAGGAGGCAACUGACUUGGGCACCACUAAAGAUGGUUUAGUGAUAAAUGGACAGUUCUGACCCACAGGGCCAAACCAUCUGGAGAUUUUUCUCUGUCAGUCUCAUCAAAAUGAAUGAGAGCACCACUAGAAAGCACCACUAGAACAUCACCACCAUGCCCCCAUGCAGCUGGCUUGCUUCACUGAGGGUCGUAUAGGGUAGUGACUUGGUAGAUGCGCCCUUUGUUUCAUUUCAUUAAAUGGGCAGCUUUGAGGAUUUCCACCAUGAUACUCUAGUGUGCCUUUCAUCAGCCCUGAUGACAGGAGAAGCAUGGGAGAAAGGUCCAGCAUCUGGAAGCUACCUUUAGAGAAUUCUCAGAACAGGUGGUUUUGUGAUUGUUGCCUUACAUGAUGACUCAGUGAAAAGAAAGCUGUUUUGAGCAAGUACUGCUAUCACCCAAUGCCCUUUCCAGCAUCAAAUGCCAGUCAUGCAGUGAAGCAGUCAGCCUGCCUGCUCUGGUGUCUGAGGAACCUUUCAGUCCCUUCCAUCCAUAAGUGAUUCCCUUUUCCUUUCAGAGGCUUGCUCUGAUGGAGAUAUGGAGUAGCCUCAGAGUGAACUCUGACUGAGCUGGCUGGCUGUGCUGGUUCUCCAGGGAACAGGCUUACAAGUUCCAUAUUGCCUUUUAGGGGUAAGAGAAAGUCAUGCACAAAUGUUCAACUGAUUGUUUUUGAAGAUCUGAAACUCCAGUUUUAGGACCAAGAGCUUCAUUUUGCUAAAACCCCAAUUUGUACAGUCAUACAGGAGAGUUCUACAUCUAUCCUCUUUUGUUUGUUCAGAUUAGGUAAUUGAAAUGUUGCUAUCCUUUGCAUUAUAAAUAGUUGCCUGUAGCUAUAGAAAUACACAUGGACAGAUACCCAAAACUGGGAUUAGUGUGACCACAGCAAAACCUGCAAUCAGAAAUUAAGGGAUUUUUAACCAUUUUGCUUAACCAUUUUGCCAACACAGGGCAUACCUGACUGGGACAGGCCAGAGGUUCUUCAGUUCAGCAACCAUAUUUAGGUUCCUCUGUCAUGACAACCCUCCAUCAUGUAUAGUAGGUGGGCAGAGAAACUUGAUUUUUUGCUAAACCUUCUAGAAGAAGCCAAUAGUGAACCAUUUCCAUGUAGUAACAAAGAAAAUUACUUAGAAGUCUACGUAGUCACCAAGAAUUGAGUCAAUUCAAGAGGCUGUUUACCUUGUUGGAAGUACAAAAUCAUUACCAUUACUAUACAGGUCUACUGAUCAAAAUCAAAUAUCUGCUAGCAGAUGCUAUUUUGCCUUCUGUCCAACCCUGAACUACAUGACAGAGCAAUCCCUGCUUAUGAAACAUUCUUUCCAUCUCCUGCCACCUCCCAUUCUAGAAGCUGAGAGGUCAUGCUGGAUGAGAUGAUUUGCUAGAUCUCACAAUGGGCCCCUCUACGCACAAAUGCCAGCCUCAGGAGUAGGUGCAGCAGCUUUCAACCAGCCCCAAAUUGCCAAUUGCCACUGUCUAUUGCAGCUGAAAAGGUCCUGCAUAUUGAUCCCCAGAAGCUUCUCUUCCUGCUGUCGUCUACCUCCAGAGCCAAACUCUUAUGCAGUUGUAUCUCUGUCCUUUCUUGCAAGCCACUCCAGGAGGUGAAUAUAACAGAAAGGCUCAGUCCUCCAUGAAACUCCAGGAUCUCUUGUUCAGGCUGCGACAAGACAGAUGAGUGAGAUUUGUAGCCUCCGCUUGUUAAAAGUGACUCCCAAUGCCAUGAGUCUGGAUCAUGUCAUCCAUAACACCAUAUAUUUUAGCCUACAAAGCAACAUAUGUUUCAUAUUACUGGAGCUGAAGGGCUCAUGGGUUGGCUUUAAGGCAGUUUUUAAGCCUUCCUGACAGGCUGAGAUACCUAGAGGGGCUAUUGGCUCACCCAUCCCUCUGCAUUCCACAGGAGCUUAGGAAGUACUCCCUUUCCUCAAACUGCCCUUCACCUGUAACACUUGGGCUUGGAGGUCAGGUAUAUCACUGAGCUCUUGGCCAAAGUUCAACAGCCACACAGUAAGUCCUGAUGGAAGCAGUGUCAAAUUGAACUAGGCUUCACUUCUGGUACACUAAAGCUUUUCUUGAACCUUCAGCAAAUCAUUGUGUCUCCUUUUUCUUUAGUAUGGCCCAGAUUUCUUCUGCUUGGACUUCUGGGUAGGCCAGAAAAUCAAUGAAGAAUGCCUCUGAGCACACACAAAGUUCAUCUGAGGAUCCUGCAUGGCUCUGAAUUGCACCUCUGACCUUGUUGAAAGGAGAAAUCCUGAAAAAAUAUUUGGUAAGAGAUAAAAUAAGGGGUCAAGCUCUUUCUCUGCCAUCUGCUGCUAAGUAACAUCUUGGCAACUAUAUUGCUGAGGCUGAAGAUGUGCCCAAGACUGCUGGUUCAGCCAGCUGGUCCCCAGAGAAUUUGGCAUUGCUGCUCCAGCUGACCCAUGCAUGCUUGCCAACCCUUCAGGCCCUCUCUCUUUUCUAGGUGUGAACUCUUGCAAUUCAGGCAAAACAUUUUUUGGCUGCUGUGAUUUGGCAAGGAGGGGAAUCUGUUCCAAAGCAUUUUGCAGUGUGCUUUUCAAUAUCGUGAAUGUGCCUUUGAAAGCCAGGAGACAGAAAGAUCUCCCAACUGCAGUUGAAAAAGAUCUGCUCUCUGGGCAUGUGUGCAAGGCUUAGUGCUGUCUAAUAUUUUUAGCAUCUGGAAGUCAAAGGACAGGCACCUGCUUUUCAAGAUGCAUUAAAUAGCUGUUUUCACCAAGAUCUGAUUAUCCUUGAAGUUGGGAACUUAGCUAUCCUUAGACUAUGCUCACAUGACAUACUAACCACAAACUAAUCCAGGCUUUGUGAAUAAUUUAUAUCUCAAUAUAUUGUGUGAACCCAGAAAAAUGGGUAAUUGAGUAAACUAUGUUUCAGCCAACCAUGGAUAAGUGUGUCAUGCAGACCCAGCCAAAGUGUCACUGUAGGGGUGGAAAUUUUUCACUAUCUAUCUGUAUCAAAAACAUUUCUUUUGAAUCCAUACCUUGUGGUUUUGAAGUAUGUGGCCAAGAAGAACCUACAGUAUGGCUGGCAGUUUAUGAACAGAGUAAAGCAAGAUUGUGGGGCUGGAGUCAGAUCCAAAGAUGCCUUGUAAAUGGGAAGGAAGAGGGAGGCAUCCAGUUUUUGUUUACUUGCAGCAAUAUGGCGCUCGGAGCAGGGAUAACGGCUUGGGUAAGUCUCCUUCAGGAAUCCCUGAGUGAUGCUACUGCUGUUGGGGGAAACCAGCCUUUCAGAUCCAUCAUCCUGCACUUGUGGAUAUCUGGCUCACAGUGCUGAGUCAGUAGCUUUUCACAUACCACGGCAUCAGCAUGGUAAAAUAAAUAGCACCAAAAAAAGGACAUUGGACGGUGAGCAGCAGUAAAACUUCUCUUAGGCUUCAGGCAAGAUUGCCAGCAUUUGGAAUAGCGUUUAGUCUGAUCCUGAUAGGGAAAGGACAGAGCAGGACAAUCAGGUGUAGCAGAUCUGAGAGUGGAACUGAGUGAAAAAGCUUCCUAUUCCAUGGCUUGUCCCUGCUGUUCUGGCAACCAGCUCAGAAGCAAAACAAAUCAACCUUAUGAUCAGGCUUGUUUUUUCAUUCCAUGGGUAAGUCAACAACCCUCCUUAAAUCUUUACUUUAGGAUUGGCAAAAGACCUCCUGAUAAAAGGAGGGCCUGGCAGUCCUGGAUUCAUCAGAGGUGGAAUGGCUGAGGUUCUCAUGGGCCCCAGCUUUCCAGAAUGCCCUCUAUUUAUGGCAUGUUAAUUGGUGUCAGAAUUGGGAUAGUGCAGUAUUGGAAAAAAACAAACCAGAGCACUGAAUGAAACAGAAGACAGACUUAACAACCAGAAAGAGGGAGUUUGGACCUAGGGGACUAGAGCACUCCAGGAUAUUGUAAAGGUACUCUCUACAGAUGCCUGGACCCACACAAGAGCUUACAUAAGGAUGUUAGACACGGAAAAGGAUCAUUAACAGAGGUCGAUUGAUCUUUCCUCAAAAUAGAUGUGUGUAUUUAAAAUAUUUUGGUAACAAAAAUUUUAACCAAAAUUAAAAAUGUAAUUUUUAAAUUAAUUUUGUUUUAACAAAAACAAAGCCACUCAUUCUCUCUCUUUCUCUCUCUCUCACACACACACAGUGUCAAAGAUGGCAAAAUAUUGCUGCUUUGGUUGGGUCACAUUUAGUCCCUCAAAACCAGCUUCUGAGAGAAGGCAGCUGAGAAGAGAACUUGGUUUUGUUUAUCAGAAUCACAGAACAGCCAGGUGUGAGUUCUUGGUGAGCUGUCCAUCAUCCUCAUUUCUCUAUGUCCAAGUAAUUUGGUGCAUGGGUGGAGGGCCCUUUGCGGGUACAAGUGUGGGUGACCAGAAAAGAUGAGCAGAUCCAGCAGGAGACUGGAGGCACAGCUGGGAUAGAGCUCUGGGAAAGCAUGGGGGCCUAACUGAGGGGCCUUGAGGUUCCUGUUUGCUGGGUGACCUGUCUUGCAGCUGUGGGAGAGGGCAGUGUAUAUGCCAAGCCCAAUUAAAAUGAUGUAGACUUCUACCCAGCCACAUAGGCCUCUCCUCCAGAACUAUUUUGGUCUGUAUAGAGAAAUUAGGCUUGUUUGGGAAAGCUGCUGCUGCUGCUGCUGCUGCUGCUGCUGCUGCUGCUGCUGCUGCUGCUGCUGUACACUCUUUAACAUUCUCUGAAAGGCCCAGUUUUCUUCCUCGUGACAUUCUGCAAGGGACAGGAAGGAAGCUAUAUUAGAGGAACUGUUGGCACAUUUCUGGGAACUGGCAUCAGCAGGCAGAAAUUAGAGAAUGGCUGUGUUCACGCAACACGCUUAGCUUGGUUAUUGAAUUUACCCAUUUUCUAAGUUCAGUACAUUCACCCUAGACUAACACCAUGCUAAACCACAAAAACAAAACUAAAACUAACCUAGCUUCACAUGUUGUGUAAAUGUAGCUGCUGGGUCUUUGACCUAGUGUGUGAACACACCCAUGAUGUGUCUAGGCAUCUAAGCGAAGCUGUGACUGAGGUGAGACAUGCAAUACCAAACACAAGGCAGAGCAGAGCAGAGCAUUCUUCCAGAUGGAAACCAAAGGCAAGUCAGCCAGUAUUCUCCCUGGGAUGCAGAGACAAGGUGUGUGUUACAAAGGUAUUGGAGCAAACCUUCCCUCCCACCAUUAUUCCCGGAUGCUUUCAAUUGGCCUUGGCCCUCACUGAUUAUGGCUUGCCAUACUGCAGUCAUUGUGAACAUGUUAUCACUGGGGUAGCAGUGAUACUGUACAAAAAUAUGGAAGGCAAGCCACAUGUGCCGAUUGUUACCAAGAUGUAGUGGAGGACCGUGUUUUGCUAUUGAGAGAGAAAAGAGGAAGCAGAAUUUCUCUAGAAACCAUGAUGUGGGAAGCAAGGAAACUCUGCACUGUGUACGUGUGAAUGUAUGCAUGUGUUUUCUUUUUGACACAUUCAUCCUGGAUCUCAAACAAUACUAGCUCUACAACUGGCAAUUAAUCUUGUCUACUGCACAGCACACCAAAACUUAAGCUUGGUACAAUGAAAACCAAUGUGAGGAUGAAUGUAAUAAUUCCAGUUUACAACUCUUUUCCCACUCAUAUGCAUGGGUGAAUGUGUAUGUGUGUGAGAGAGCUUCUGAGUGUGUGAAUGCAAAUGUUUUCAUUAAAGUUUGUUAAAAUAUAUGGGAGAUCCUGUACAUGUCGGGAACAAGUCAAAUAGAAAGCUGUAAACUAGAAGCCAUGUUUUCUCAUCUGCCAAAUAUUUAAUAAAUGAGUCCUAUCCA